AUGGGACGUGAGUACAGAUACGAAGGUGUAAGCGAGAAGAGCCUGGAGUUUUUGUUCAAGAAGAGUACUCUACUGGAAGAUCUCCAUUUGGACUGUCCGAAUAAUGCUGCCAUUCCUCCGUCGAUCGACCGACUCACAUUGCUUAGGAACUUGAACCUCAGGACCAGCGUCACGCGACUUCCCGACACGUUCACCUCCUUGCAGUCUCUCAGAAGCCUCGUGCUGCACACUUACAGACUGGCGGCUUUGCCCGCUGAUUUCGGCAAGCUGGUUUCCUUAACGUCGCUUAAGGUGCACAGUUGCUCGCUGGCGUCGCUUCCAGAAUCUAUCGGGCAACUUGCCAGCCUGAACCUGUUAUCCUUGAAUGACUGCUCAACGAUGCAGCUGCCAACCUCUCUCACCAAGCUUUCUUCUCUCGCCGUCCUGGAGAUUCGACGUUGCAAGUUCCUUCUCCCGCCACCCGUCAACUUCCCUCGACUGUGGCGGCUCGAAACCCUCAUUCUGGAAGGAGUGACGGGAUUGCGCGGCCUUAUCGAGGCUCUUGAACAUCUGUGGCGGCUCAAGACUCUCGUGAUCAAGUGCUGUAGCGAUAUCACGUCUCCGCCGGAGUCUCUCUUCCGCCUGCCGUCGCUCACCAGCCUCACCCUUUACAUGUCACAACUGGCAGUACUCCCUGACGACAUCGGGAGCUUGUCAAAGCUACAGACACUCGUGCUGGAGUUGACGGACCUCGCAACUCUUCCUGAUUCUAUCUGCCUGGUUACAACGCUCCAGGAGAUUUCCUUAGAUAAUCUUUUGAAGCUGCCGUCUCUGCCCAAGGACUUUGGGCAGCUGAUCGCUCUUGAAAAACUGCGCCUUUACUGCCUCGGGCAGCUCACAGAGUUACCUGAAUCCUUCGGGCAGUUGACAGCUCUCCGGGAGCUGAAAUUGCUGGAUUGUAGGCAGCUGCAGCAUCUUCCGGACUCUCUAACCCAGUUAUCUUCUCUCGAGCACCUGGAGAUUAAGACCUGUCCGUGUCUCGCGGUGCUGCCAGAUGAAAUGGGGAACGGCAUGCGGCGGUUGCGCUAUCUGCAUCUGCAACACUGCUCAUCUCUCACCCACCUCCCUCCAUCCUCCUCCGCCCUGACGUCCCUCGAAACCCUCAAGAUCAUGGCAGCUGUUCGCUUCAAAGGCAACCUACUAGACGGUUUCUGCUGCUUGACACGCCCUAAGGAGUUGGUGAUCCAGGAUAUGCCACGCCUGUCUGCCCUUCCUGCCUCCUUCUCUGGUGUUUUUUCGCUCACCAGCUUGGAACUUAUCAACUGCCCUAAAGUAACGAUCCUGCCUGAGGGGAUCGGACGGUUGGAGGCGCUCGAGAUGGUCAUGAUCGCACGGAUGGACGGCUUGAAGCAUCUCCCUGCGUCGCUUGUCAGGUUGCCGCGACUGCGAAUGUUGGAGGUGCGGGUAUGUGAUAAGAUUAGCGCGCUGCUGGGAGAUGAAAUCGUGGUCAAACGCGCUGCCAGGGGUGCUUCGGCCAUCUCCAACAGCACUGCCAGCAGCAGCACCGCCACCAGCAGGGCACUGCUUCCAUCCCUUCGAAGUCUCAAGCUGAAAUCUCUUCCGUUCCACACCAUUGGUCCGUCCCUUGGCCAGCUCUCCUCUCUAACGAAGCUGAAGCUCAUGGAGAUGGACAGUCUGGUAUCGCUCCCUGAUUCCAUCUCUCAGCUCUCGUGCCUGAAAAGACUCCGGAUUGAUUUUGCCUCGAGGAUUGAGGCACUGCCAGCAACCUUGGGAGGGCUUUCACGGCUGCGAGUCUUGCAGUUUUGCUUCUUAGAUAUACAGCAGCUGCCCGAGUCGUUCGGGCAGCUGAAGAUGCUUGAGACGCUGGAGAUUAUUUACUGCUGCAAGAUAAAGAAACUUUCAGGAUCCUUCGGAAAUCUUUCCAAGUUACAAUCCUGUACCCUCACCAAGCUUGCGAUCUCAACGUUUCCUGAGAAUUUCUGGAAGCUGUCCUCCCUCCAAGAGUUGGUGCUUCUGGGACUGAAGCACGUCCGCAGCUUGCCAGAGUCGUUCUCUAAGCUGCCUCAACUACAGGUGCUGUUGGUGACUGCAUGCAAGAAACUGGCCCGGCUGCCGUCUUCUCUCCGAAGAAUGCCGACGCUGCGGGAGUUGGAUGUGAGUGAGUGCCCUUUGCUCUCAUGGUGA
Molecule: messenger RNA, 2184 nt
Organism: Closterium sp. Yama58-4
Lineage: Eukaryota; Viridiplantae; Streptophyta; Zygnematophyceae; Desmidiales; Closteriaceae
Source: the annotation of a GenBank genome assembly